Linepithema humile (Argentine ant) is the source of this 786-nucleotide messenger RNA. Its product is annotated as protein PBDC1. Gene Ontology annotation, cellular component: cytoplasm. The record is from RefSeq and is a predicted model, not a curated record. Lineage: Eukaryota; Metazoa; Arthropoda; Insecta; Hymenoptera; Formicidae.
UUGAAGCGUCUUUUGGCCGUGGAUAAUGAAUAUGUUUAUUAUGGUUUUCACGUGUCUUAUACUACUAUGUUAAUAUUAUAACCUGCAUCCAGUUUUGAAUAAUCUGUGGUAGUCUCUGCGAGAUUUAUAAAAUACUCACAUUUGUAUGGUUAGAUAAUCUUUUAAGAACUCUGCGGCGCACAAUGGCACAAAUCGGGAACGUGACAGCAGAUCAACUCCUUGCUGGCUCCAGCGUUCUGUCAAGACCCGCUGACGAAUUUGGCAAUGAGCCAUCUUUGGAGGCAGUGUGGGCGAUAAAAGCUAUGGAUCAUGCAGAGGUUUAUUUUAAUAUUUUGUGUUCAGUUGAUCCAAAGCUUCUGAGACUUACACCUCAUGAUGAACAGAUCUACAAGGCAUUCAAAGAUACUUUCCCUAAUAUGAAGGUGGACAAAAUAGAUGAAAAUGAACUAAAAUCUCCAGAAGGGAAGGCAAAAUGGAGACCCUUCUGCGAACAGUUUAAGGAUAUUGUAGAGGAUUAUAGUUUUGGAACAUUAUUGAGAGCAGACUGUACUGGAGAUUACUCAGAAGAGAAUAGCAUAUUAACAACUAGGAUACAAUUUUACGCUAUAGAGCUUGCAAGGAAUAGAGAGGGCUUCAAUGAUGGUGUACGAGAAAAGUAUAAACCAGAGAGAACUGCGAAAAAAUAAUCCUAUUUGAUGCCCAUAGUUGGGUUAGUACUGACGAAAUAAAUUCUCAAAUAUAUAAAUUUUGAUUAUUCUUUUUUUACAAACAGACAAAAGAGACAUA